AUGAUUGGAAUGGUCAAUGUACAGUGCGAUUCGCCCAUAGACUACUACGCGGCCGCACCUCUUCAUCCGACUCCACGCAGCUCCUGUGACGAAGUGGUGAGGCCUCCUUUGAAACGGACUCCGUCGUAUCGACCAUUAUUUUUGAGUCACAAACACAAGGUUGAAUAUUCUGCCGAUGGAAGGAAGAUGACCGAUGGCGUCAUGACAGAGAAAGCAGAGCCAAACAAGCUAUGGGAGGAGCUCAUUCUUCGCUCUUAUGUAAACCGCUUUGAGGAUGAAAUCCAAAGCCCCGUGGAGUCAUACAAGACGUUAGAAUCGGAAUUGGAAAAGCUGAAUAUCAAAGACAAAUCUCUGUAUCGCUCCACCUAUUCGCUGGUGUCUCCGAAUCGAGUCGAAGGUGUCAGAAUGCAUUUGGAGGAAGACGAGUCAAGUAAUCGAAAGCACAAACGCUUCGUGACACGGAUACUGAAGGCUCCUAACUCUUUCAUCAAGUCAAAUAAAUAG
This is a messenger RNA of Ostertagia ostertagi, 504 nucleotides long. The record is from the annotation of a GenBank genome assembly. NCBI's taxonomy places the organism in Eukaryota, Metazoa, Nematoda, Chromadorea, Rhabditida, Trichostrongylidae.